ACAAGGACACCGAUGAGGAGAUGAAUCAGUGGAGGAGGAGAUGCAGAUCUGACAGGAGAUCAGAGAAGAUGCAGUCUGAUUGUGCCAAAAUGAAAGAGCGGCUCUCUACACUCCAGCAAAAAUGUCAGAAUGAGGAGGAGAAACUGCAGCUCAAGAAGACUCAGUUAAAGGAUGUUGAAUUAUCCCUCUCUGAACUUCAACAAAGGAGGAAGCAUACCUUGCAGGAGUUAGAGCAAGUGACAACAGAGACAGCAAAGAUGGAGAGGGAGAAGAGGAGGCUGGAAAUUGUUCUGAGAGACUAUAGAGCACAGAAGGACUCUAUAAGUUACAAGCUGCAGGACUUGAUGAGGCAGAAGAAAGCCAGUGCUGUUGAGUCUCGUGUGGUUAUGUCAGUGCUGGAGAGGGAGGAGAUGGACAGACAGCUGGACAUGGCCAAAACAGAACUAUUUGCUGAACAAAGACGUUCAAGAGAGAAGCUGGAGUCCAUGCAAGAGAAGCUGGAGGAGACUCGUGAGGAGCUGCAGAGAGCCACAGAGGCAGAGAGAUUAUUGAGGACCAGGUGUGCUUGUCUGGAGGAGGAACAGAGGCAGAAAAAGGAUCAGACAGAGGGUGAGCUUGGUGAAUGUAGAAUCAGAGUGGGAACUCUGGAGAAGAUGUUGGCUCAAAGGGAACUGCAGCUGCUGGAUUUAAAGGAGCAGCAUGGGGCCUUAAAAGAAGAAAGAAAUGGGCUGAAGGGGGAGCUACAGUACUUAGAAAGCAGACACAGUGAUGAACUGAAGGAGGCCAAAGAGCAGGUCCAAAGAAUGUCGGUCAGUAAGCAGAAAGAAGCAGAGUGGGCGAACACUUUGAAAGAGCAAGCUGCCUCUCUAACACGACAUAUUGAGUCUUUGAAAACUACAAUUAAGCUAAAAGAAGAGGAGGUGAGGAAGCUGAUAGAUUCUCUGGAGCAACAGAGGGAGGAGGCAAAGAAGCAGGAAGAGGAGCUGCGUGUGGAAGCCUCACAAAAGGAGCAUCAGGCACUAGAAGAGGCAAGGAGGAAAUGGGAGGUAGAAAAGGUGGAAGCUGUGCAAGAGCAAUGUGGCAUCCUGGAAGAGAAGAACAGAAAGAAACUGGAGAGCAUGAGGAGUGAGAUGCAGCGAGAGAGGAGUAAAACAUCUGCUCUUCAACAGAAAGUUCUGGAGCUAAAAACGAGGGUGCAGGAGUUGGAGAGUGAGAGCAGUGCACAGCAGAGAGAGCAGGAGUCUCUGCUGGCUGUAAUUUGUAAAUCACUGAAGGAGGAGCACCAGGCUGAGCUGCAGAAGAUACAGGAGCAGAUGGCAGAGGAGAGUCGGAGGGCAGCGCAGCGGCUAGAGCAGGCUGUGCAGCUGGCAGAGAAAGAGUCUGACAGGCUGCGGCUGAUGCUUAAAGACAAGGAGAGCAGCCAUCAUGAAAUCACAGCUGAGCUGGAUAAGCAGCUGAGGCAGUGUGCCCAGGAGCUCACAGUGGAGUGCCAACAUCUCCUCUUGUUGGUGGAGCAGAGUGGAGCCAAACAAAGUUCUGUGGAAAUCACUCUCAGUUUGACAGUAACUGAGGCUCUUACAAACCUGAGAAUGCUGAGGAAGCCAUUGAAGCAGACGAUUAGCCACCUACACCAGGAGCUUCAUAAACAGAAAGAAGCCACUGAGCAGCUGAGAAAAGCCAAGGAGAGAGAAUUGAGUAUACAGAGACAACAGCUGAGGAUGGAGCGAGACCAGGCCAUGGAUUCACUAAAGGAGCGUCUCAUUCAGGAGCACAUUGAGGAGUUAAGCAGUCUGAACCUGGCUCACAUGCAUGAUGGAGAAGCUGAGGGAGGAGCAGCAGCUUCUUUACGUAAACAGCUGAGAGCCAAAGACCUGGAGCUCCGACAGGUUCAGAGGAGCAUGGCUCAGUGGAAGGAGCAGACUGCAGCUCGUCUGGCAUGCAGGUUCGAGGAAGAGAUGACAUCUGAACUGGAAAGGUGCAAGAUAAAGUUGUUAAGGGGCAGGAAAACAUCAAGAAAUCAAGAGGAGAUGCAGAGAAAAUCUGGAAGACCUGACAGAGAUUUGAUGUCUUAUACUGAGGAGGCUCAUAUUUCAGUCCCCCCUCCCUCUGUCCACGUUGCUGCCCCCCACAGCUCCUCAGACGUGGGGUCGUUAAAGCUCCUCCGUUACCUCCAGAGCAAAGUGAAGCAGCUCCGAGUGGAGAAUCAGGUCUACACCUCUACUCCUACGUCUUCAAAUACAGUCCCUUUAGAUCUGUCAGGAUCCUAUCUUACAACAAUCACUCAAGAUAUAUCUGGGAUUCAGAGCCUCUCAUCGAUCAGGACAGCCUCCAGUUAAGGACUUGAAACCUCAUACUGUGCUUAUGGCACUCACCAGUGAUAUGUUCACUAAAUCUGAGUCAAAAGCAUGUCAAGCAGUUUUUUUUUGCAGUCAUAGAA
Molecule: messenger RNA, 2437 nt
Organism: Cheilinus undulatus (humphead wrasse)
Lineage: Eukaryota; Metazoa; Chordata; Actinopteri; Labriformes; Labridae
Product: trichohyalin
Exons: 19
Coding region: 21-2336 (771 amino acids)
Source: RefSeq, a predicted model, not a curated record